GUACUACUAUUGCUACCUUAUAUGGUUAUAUGCGUAUGUAUUCUAUAUAAUGCGUUUCUCUAAACUGAUCAUAACCCUAUACAGAACGGUAUUACAGUGGACUGUUACAAUGAAAGCAAAAAUGUUAGCCGUUAUCCUGAUCAUUCUUGGAAUGUUCGUUUUGCAAGACGUCGAUGCAUUUUUUGGUUGCCCAAAUAACAUGUACAGGUGUAUAAUGCACUGUCAGAGAAUAGGAUGUCGUUCGGGCUAUUGUGAUCUUAGGACUUUUGAUCGAAGAUGCACAUGCGUCGCCUGUAGACAUUAUGAUGACAUGGAAGUCAUGACAGAUGAAUAAGCAGUUCAUGUUUAUUUCCAUAAAAUUCAAUAAAUUUCAAUAAAUUCAAUGACAUGAGCACAGGGUAGUUUCGAACUGACUGACUAGAGAUUAAUAAAAAAAAUCAUGUGUAUAAAAACAACCAGAAAUACUCCAUGUUGUUUAACUUCAUACAUAGAAACCGUAUAAUUAAAAACAAGUGCUGAAUUCUCUGAACAAAACAAAGAUUUUCAUGUUUCAAUUUCUUAAAGAUGAUGCAUGGAACACUAUGCUGAACAUUUUAUAGUGGCUGAUUUCCGGCUUACGUUCUCGCGUGGCAGCUCCUUUACUUGUCGUAUCGACGCGCUUGUUUGUUGUCCUUGACUCGUUUGAAGGGCACUAAAUGGUCAGUAACACACUAUCCUCUCCAACCAUUGCCUUAAUAUCAUCAAUGGUUACUCUCUUUCAGACUAGCAGUUCCCGCGUUAUAUUUCGUAGCUCUUUCCAAUAAGAACAUAAUUCUUAGUUGUAUUUGAGCCAGCGUACACGAGUGCGUAUAAUUCAAAAAUAAAUAUCUCAAUUAU
Molecule: messenger RNA, 876 nt
Organism: Mercenaria mercenaria
Lineage: Eukaryota; Metazoa; Mollusca; Bivalvia; Venerida; Veneridae
Product: hemocyte defensin Cg-Defh1-like
Exons: 3
Coding region: 50-334 (94 amino acids)
Biological process (GO): defense response
Source: RefSeq, a predicted model, not a curated record